UCCUGGGUCUGGGGAUACGGCCCCUCCCGCAAGGGAAGGUUCCGGGGAGGAGAUGGGGUUAGGGAAGAGGGGGAUGGGCUCAGAGCAGGUAGUUGGGACAGGUCCUUCCUGGGUGGCUGCCCCCAAGCCCUCCAGCCAUCUUGAGGGUUCCCGGGUUUCCUCCCCCGCUGUAGGGGUCCUCGUAAGCCCGGGCAGGGGCGGGGCGGUGCCUCCCUCUCCCCCCCACCCCGGGGAGGGGUCUCCCCGCCCCUUCGGAUUCAGCCAAGCGGAGAUGAAACCUGAACCCAGGUUGGGGGCGGGGCUGGCUCCCGCUCCGACCGGGCUGGCCUGCUCCUUCAUCUCCCCUUUCCCUGCACCCCAGCCGCCUUCUGAGAGAGUAAGGUCGGGAUCCCCAAGCCGCUGGAGCAGGGCCCGCGAUGGAGCCCACAGCCCGGGGUCGCGCCCCGCCGUGAGCACCUGCUGCCCACAGCCAUGCUGCCCCGAGGGCGCCCCCGGGCGCUGGGGGCCGCAGCGCUGCUGCUGCUGCUGCUUCUGAUCGGUUUCCUCCUGUUCCGUGGGGACCUGGACUACGAGCGGCCGCGGCCGCGGGGGACUGCUGCUUUCGACGGAGACCCGCCGGCAGACCCCGGGGGCCGCAACGGCUCGGAUUGCACCCCGCCGCGGCCGCGGCCGCCCAAGUGCGAGCUCUUGCAGGUGGCUAUCGUGUGUGCGGGUCAUAACUCCAGCAGAGACGUCAUCACCCUGGUGAAGUCCAUGCUUUUCUACAGGAAAAAUCCACUGCACCUCCACUUGGUGACUGACGCCGUGGCCAGGAACAUCCUGGAGACGCUCUUUCACACAUGGAUGGUGCCUGCUGUCCGGAUCAGCUUCUACAACGCUGAUGAGCUCAAGCCCCAGGUCUCCUGGAUACCCAACAAGCACUACUCUGGCCUCUAUGGGCUAAUGAAGCUAGUGCUGCCCAGCGCCCUGCCCCCUGACCUGGCCCGUGUCAUUGUCCUGGACACAGAUGUCACCUUUGCCUCCAACAUUGCAGAGCUCUGGGCACUCUUUGCUCACUUUUCUGACAAACAAGUGAUUGGUCUCGUGGAGAACCAGAGCGACUGGUACCUCGGCAACCUCUGGAGGAAUCACAGGCCCUGGCCUGCCUUGGGCCGGGGAUUUAACACAGGCGUGAUCCUGCUGCGGCUGGACCGGCUCCGGCGGGCUGGCUGGGAGCAGAUGUGGAAGCUGACAGCCACGCGGGAGCUUCUCACCCUGCCUGCCACCUCACUGGCUGACCAGGACAUCUUCAAUGCCAUAAUCAAGGAGCACCCGUGGCUGGUGCGGCCCCUGCCCUGCGUCUGGAACGUGCAACUGUCAGACCACACGCUGGCUGAGCGCUGCUACUCAGAGGCGUCUGACCUCAAGGUGAACGGGGCAGGGGGACCGAGUGGUGGUGAUGGGCCCAGGAUGGGGACUCCUGCUCCCUGCUCCCAUCCCCCCCGCCGAUGCCCUCCCUGGUCCCAGGUGAUCCACUGGAACUCACCAAAGAAGCUUCGCGUGAAGAACAAGCAUGUGGAAUCCUUCCGCAACCUCUACCUGACCUUCCUGGAGUACGAUGGGAACCUGCUGCGGAGAGAGCUCUUUGGGUGCCCCCGCCCGCCCCCUCCUGGGGCCGAGCAGUUGCAGCGGGCCCUGGCACAACUGGACGAGGAGGACGCAUGCUUUGAGUUCCGGCGGCAGCAGCUCACUGUGCACCGUGUGCACAUCACCUUCCUGCCCCACAAGCCACCGCCCCCCCAGCCCCACGAUGUCACCCUGGUGGCCCAGCUCUCCAUGGACCGGCUGCAGAUGCUGGAAGCCCUGUGCAGGCACUGGCCGGGCCCCAUGAGCCUGGCCUUGUACCUGACAGACGCAGAGGCCCAGCAGUUUCUGCGUUUCGUGGAGACCUCGGUGGUGCUCUCCGCCCGGCAGGAUGUGGCCUACCACGUGGUGUACCGUGAAGGUCCCCUCUACCCCAUCAACCAGCUUCGCAACGUGGCCUUGGCCCAGGCCCUCACGCCUUACGUCUUCCUCAGUGACAUUGACUUCCUGCCUGCCUACUCCCUCUACGACUACCUCAGGGCCUCCAUCAAGCAGCUGGAGCUGGGCAGUGGGCGGAAGGCAGCUCUGGUGGUGCCCGCAUUUGAGACGCUGCACUACCGCUUCAGCUUCCCCAGUUCCAAGGCCGAACUGCUGGCCUUGCUGGACGCUGGGUCUCUCCACACCUUCAGGUACCAUGAGUGGCCCCGGGGUCACGCGCCCACAGACUAUGCCCGCUGGCGAGAGGCUCAGGCCCCAUACCAUGUGCAGUGGGCAGCCGACUACGAGCCCUAUGUGGUGGUGCCACGUGACUGCCCCCGCUACGACCCCCGCUUUGUGGGCUUCGGCUGGAACAAGGUGGCCCACGUCGUGGAGCUGGAUGCACAGAGCUGCCAUCUCCCCCCAGCCCAGGCAACGACUGUCCGCGUGCCCCACUCCCCCAGGAAUACGAGCUGCUGGUGCUGCCCGAGGCCUUCAUCAUCCACCUGCCGCACGCCCCAAGCCUGGACAUCUCCCGCUUCCGCUCCAGCCCCACCUAUCGUGACUGCCUCCAGGCCCUCAAGGACGAGUUCCACCAGGAUCUGUCCCGCCACUAUGGGGCUGCUGCCCUCAAAUACCUCACUGCCCUGCAGCAGCCCCGAGGCCCCACCUGACCUCACACCUGCCCCCGGCACACUCCCUGCUGACACUGGAGCAACCUUGCUGCCGCCCCACCCUCCCUGCUAUUUAAAUUAUUUAUGGUCUCGGUGGGAAGGGCUGGGACGGGGCCUCCCUUCGCUGCUAUCCUAUGGCUGGGGUCUAGUGCUCCUCUGCCCCAGCUGGUUUGGGGCUGGUUCCUGCAUCCUCACCUGUGACAUCCCUUUUUCACAAGUAAAGUUUUAACAG
Balaenoptera musculus (blue whale) is the source of this 2946-nucleotide messenger RNA. RefSeq names its product LARGE xylosyl- and glucuronyltransferase 2 (gene LARGE2). Lineage: Eukaryota; Metazoa; Chordata; Mammalia; Artiodactyla; Balaenopteridae. The transcript has 14 exons. Bases 472 to 2943 code for a protein of 823 amino acids. Gene Ontology annotation, molecular function: glucuronosyltransferase activity; xylosyltransferase activity. Gene Ontology annotation, biological process: protein O-linked glycosylation via mannose. The record is from RefSeq and is a predicted model, not a curated record.